AUGGCUACAGAAUCGAGAAAGCCUUUAGCCUCGUCUCCACCAGAUCAGGCUCCUGAAGAGGACCUUGUAAUCGUUAAAGUAGAGGAGGAUCAUGGUUGGGACCAGGAAUCUAGUCUACAUGAAAAUAACCCUCCUGGCCAAGAACUGUUCCGCCUACGCUUCCGGCAGUUAUGCUACCAGGAGACACUAGGACCCCGAGAAGCUCUGAUCCAACUCCGGGCACUUUGCCAUCAGUGGCUGAGGCCAGAUUUGAACACCAAGGAGCAGAUACUAGAGCUGUUGGUGCUGGAGCAGUUCUUGACCAUCCUGCCUGAGGAGCUCCAGACCCUGGUUAAGGAACAUCAGCUAGAGAAUGGAGAAGAGGUGGUUACCCUGUUGGAGGAUUUGGAAAGGCAGAUUGAUAUACUAGGACGGCCAGUUCCAGCUCGUACACAUGGACAUAGGGUACUCUGGGCGGAGGUGGAGCUUUCAGAAUCUGCACCAGAGGCUCCAAGUCCUCAGCUCCAACCUGUGGCAACCCAGCAUAAAUCUCCAGUGCUUCCAGGGCCACAAGAGAGAGCCAUGUCUACUUCUCAGACCAUGUCUACUUCUCAGAGUCCUACCCCUUCCCAGAAGGGAAGUUCUGGAGACCAGGAGAUGACAGCUACACUUCUUACAGCAGGGUUCCAGACUUUGGAGAAGAUCGAAGACAUGGCUGUGUCCCUUAUUCAGGAGGAGUGGCUUCUUGACCCAUCACAGAAAAAUCUGAAUAGAGAUAACAAGCCAGAGAAUUACAGAAACAUGUUCUCCCUGGGUGGUGAGACCAGGAAUGAGAACAGGGAAUUAGCCUCAAAACAGGUAAUAUCUACUGGAAUCCCACCACAUGGAGAGACAGCAGCCAUAUGCAACGGGGAUAUUAUCGGGGGUCUUAAGCAUGGAGAAGCCCGAGACCUCCUGGGCAGAUUAGAGAGGCAGCGGGGAAAUCCCACACAGGAGAGACGACAUAAAUGUGAUGAAUGUGGGAAAAGCUUUGCUCAGAGCUCAGGCCUUGUUCGCCACUGGAGAAUCCACACUGGGGAGAAACCCUAUCAGUGUAAUGUAUGUGGUAAAGCCUUCAGUUACAGGUCAGCCCUUCUUUCCCAUCAGGAUAUUCACAACAAAGUAAAACGCUAUCACUGUAAGGAGUGUGGUAAAGCCUUCAGUCAGAACACAGGCCUGAUCCUGCACCAGAGAAUUCACACUGGGGAGAAGCCAUAUCAGUGCAAUCAGUGUGGGAAGGCUUUCAGUCAGAGUGCGGGCCUUAUUCUGCACCAGAGAAUUCACAGUGGGGAGAGACCCUAUGAAUGCAAUGAGUGUGGGAAAGCUUUCAGUCAUAGCUCACACCUCAUUGGACAUCAGAGAAUCCACACUGGGGAGAAGCCUUAUGAAUGUGAUGAGUGUGGGAAAACCUUCAGGCGGAGCUCACAUCUUAUUGGCCAUCAGAGAAGCCACACUGGGGAGAAACCUUACAAAUGCAAUGAGUGUGGGAGGGCCUUCAGUCAGAAGUCAGGCCUUAUUGAACAUCAGAGAAUCCACACUGGAGAAAGACCCUAUAAAUGUAAAGAAUGUGGGAAAGCUUUCAAUGGGAACACUGGCCUCAUCCAACAUCUAAGAAUCCACACAGGGGAGAAGCCCUAUCAAUGUAAUGAGUGUGGCAAAGCCUUUAUUCAGAGGUCUAGUCUCAUUCGACAUCAGAGAAUCCACAGUGGAGAAAAAUCUGAAUCCAUAGGAGUUUAGGAAAAGCUUCAGCUUCAGUCAUAAGUUUGAGCAUUAUUCAACAUUAGAGAAACUAUGCACUGAUGAGAGGUCUUUCAGUGUACUAAAAAAGGCAGAAAGUUGUCAUUGUGGGAACUUUAUCUAAUGUCAGAAUCUAUAGUGGUGGCAAAGUUAGUAUAGCUCGUUAGUGGUUUGGCCCCAGUGCCUUGAGGCAGGUUGAUUAGCUUGACUAUCUUUGGAGGUGUCUGAUGGAGUGGAGCUCUCAAUGGCCUAAUGUAUCCUUUGAAAAUUUAAAAUAGCAUUAGAGCAAGUUUCUUAUCUUGGUUUGAGGCACCUCACUUUGUCUUUUGGUGAGUAGCUGUAGGUUUGAGAGGCUGCUACUCGUAGUUCCUUUGCUUCUUCCCAUCUCCUGUGAUCGAUCACCUUCUCCUGUUGAUUUCCCUGAAGGUACCCUUUUACUCCUAAUCUGAUCUAAGAAGCUGCUCUAGAGUUCAAAGCAGCCUAUGUGUGAGAUUUAUAUUUGUAUUUAGCUUUCUAAGAUCCUAGUUCUAGGGAAAUUUUUACAGAUAUAAUGUAUUUAUGCUUAGUGUGCAUUUUUUUAUUCUAAUGUUCUUUCUAGUCAGUGGAAAUCCAUAUUCCCACACAAACUCAGAAUGCUAUAUUUUUAACAGCACUCCAGCAUUUUUCUUAAUAUAUCACCUUCACUGACUCCACUGAGUCAUUGAGCAUCUGUAUAUUUCCUUCACCACCCCCAGUCCCAGUACCUGUGUCAGCAAAGGAAGUGUGGACGUAUUAGUGGUGGUUGUGGGAGUGAUACCAAGAAAGAGGUGAGUGGAGACUCAGCUCAGCUGCUCUUGAGCUUAGAUAGUUGUACCUUUUGGUAACUUCUGAUUCUCCUUCCACUUCCCCACUGUACACUGUGGUUCAAAUAGGUAUUUACACUGUCCUAGCUCUGGCAUCACACAGGAGAAAGGAGACAGAGGUGCUUGAAGAAGACAUAAAAAUCCUUUCAAAGAAUGUACACUCAUCCCUUUUGGCCCAUUACAGUACUGCUCUCUCAGGUUCCUAUCAACCUGCAGAAACUCCCUGACUGCAUAGUCUGUCACUCUUGUCAUUAUCUUGGACCCACCUCCUUCAGUGGUGUCAGCAGCUUGCUCAUCAUUCUCUGUUUCUUGCCAUUAGUUUAUAUAACUUUAAUAUCCACAAUGUUAUUGGUCAAAUACCUUAGCUCACAAUUCUCAUUCUGCAUUCUGGUGCAUUCCAUUUGUAUGUAAUCCACGUCUGUAAUCUACCAACAAAGACACACUAUUAUACACAUCAUCACCAGAUAAUGUAUUUCAUCUUUGAGGCUUUCUGUCUACCAAGGGAUACUGUAUAAAGUAAUGGAACUGACUUAAAGUAACAUGCCAGAGCUUAUGCAUCCAAUAUGGGUUGUCUUUUAAACUGGGUAGUAAUAGUUAAUCCAAAAUACUGUUGUUCCAGUAGUGCUACUAUCCCUCUAAAUAUUUGGAACACUCUUAGAAUUCCUGUU
This is a messenger RNA of Galeopterus variegatus (Sunda flying lemur), 3265 nucleotides long. RefSeq names its product zinc finger with KRAB and SCAN domains 8 (gene ZKSCAN8). Bases 1 to 1755 code for a protein of 584 amino acids. NCBI's taxonomy places the organism in Eukaryota, Metazoa, Chordata, Mammalia, Dermoptera, Cynocephalidae. The record is from RefSeq and is a predicted model, not a curated record. The transcript is spliced from 5 exons. Gene Ontology annotation, molecular function: DNA-binding transcription factor activity, RNA polymerase II-specific; RNA polymerase II cis-regulatory region sequence-specific DNA binding. Gene Ontology annotation, biological process: central nervous system development; regulation of transcription by RNA polymerase II. Gene Ontology annotation, cellular component: nucleus.